AAAUAAUGAGUGUAUAUAAUCGAAUGUGUACUUAGAACAAAUUGUCAUGUACUCAAUUACAUUGGCAAUAUAAAUAUGAAAUCAUUACACAAGAUGAUUCAAUUUUUAUGCAUUCAAAUGUGACAAAAAAUUGCAUGAUGGACAUUAUUAUUGGUUUGAUCAAUUCAAUCGGACGUACCGGCAUUGUUAUCGUUUUGUUAUCGUUGCUAUAUUGGUACAUUCGAACCAAAUACAGUUAUUGGAAACAAAAAGGUAUCGAUGGUCCACCUGUAAUACCGUUUUUGGGAAAUUUUUUUCUACCUCACAAACCGGUUGCAUUAUUACAUCAGGAUUAUGUUCGAAGAUAUGGGAAAUUUUUCGGUAUGUAUCAAGGUCGAAAACCAAUGCUAUGCAUCGCCGAUCCUGUUAUUAUCAAACGUAUUCUGGUACAGGAUUUUCCUAUGUUUCGAAAUCGAAUCAAACAAACAACUAGGCAUAAAAUUUUCUCACAAAAUCUAGUCAAUGCACGUGAUGAAUCAUGGAAACGUAUCCGAUCAAUAUUGUCACCAAUGUUUACAAGUUCAAAAAUGAAAAAAAUGGAAGGUAUGAUUGAUCAAUGUGCCGAUUCGAUGAUUCAGGUUUUUGGAAAAUUGGCCGAUAAACAAGAAUCAUUCCUCGUACAUGGUGUCAUGGGUAAUUUUACGAUGGAUGUCAUUGCCAAAUGUGCGUUUGCAACGGAUACAAACGCUCAUAAUGAUAAGGAAAAUAUUUUCGUUCAAAAUGCAAGAUCUUUUUUCAAUUUCAAUCUAUUUCGAAUGUUAUUGCUCAUUAUUACCCCAUCGGCUUUGAUCCAGUUGUUUGCCAAAUCUAAAAUACCACCAUAUUAUUCGAAAACUGCUGAUUUUUUCAUGAAUAUGUCGUCACAUGUUAUUAAACAAAGACGUGAAAAUAAAACAAAACAAUGUGAUGAUAUGCUACAAUUGAUGAUCAAAGCUGAACAUGCUAAAGAAAAAAGUUUUGAAAAAGAAGAUGCGAUCGAUUCACAUCAUGUUAAUCAAGGUGAAGAAGAAAUCUAUCAAGAGGAAGAGAUUUUUCGAGAAAUUAUCGGAUCAAAAUAUUUGAAUGAAGAAGAAAUCAUUGCACAAUCUAUGGUUUUCCUUUUGGCUGGUUAUGAAACAACAGCAUCGACACUGACAUUUUGCAUGUAUGAAUUGGCUAAACAUCCGAAUAUACAGAAUAAACUUUAUGAUGAAAUCAAAACCAUUAUUGAUCGUGGUGAAACAUUAGAUUUCAAUAAUAUAAUGAAACUACCUUAUUUGGAUGCAGUAAUUUCCGAAACAUUACGUAAACAUCCACCUGCACUUUUAUUAAGUCGAGAAGCAAUGGAAGAAUAUCAUAUACCAGAAUAUAAAUAUACAUUAGAAAAAGAUGAGGCCAUUACCAUUCCGGUUUAUGCUAUACAUCAUGAUCCGGAAUACUAUCCCAAUCCAGAGACAUUUAAUCCGGAUCGUUUUAUGCCCGAAAAUCGUCAUAACAUUGUUCCGUACACUUAUCUACCUUUUGGCGGUGGCCCUCGAAAUUGUAUCGGAAUGAGAUUUGCAUUAUCCGAAGCGAAAUUAGGCUUAGCUAAUUUACUAAAAAAUUUCAUCAUCAUUGCGACGGAUAAAACCUGUGAUCGAUUACAGGUGGAAAAAAGUUUAUUCCUAAUGAAAACCACUCCGAUUUAUGUUGGAGUGAAGAGACGAAUUUGAUCGCCAUCUAUAAUUAUGUUUCCGAAAUAGCCUUUGGAAAUAUUGAACAAAAUUCUUUAUUAAAGAUCUGAAAAAAAAGAAGAUCCAAUCAAAAACAAAAGAUGGCACAUGAGGUGAAACAAGACAUCUUUUUUUCUAAUUAAAAACGAACAAAAAAAAAAGAAAAACUUGUUUUAUCUUAUCGUCGAAACCAUUUGACAUGUUUAUGAAUUUUUAUACUUGAAAAUAUUUUUAAAAUCAGAGAAAAAAACGAUACUUUAGGCUCCUACACAAACAGACAAGUCUCUCUAUCACCAAACAACAAGAUAACCGACACAGAUACCAACACACACAAACACGCAAAAGACUGAUUUUAAAAAAUAAAAAAAAUAAAUCAUCAAAAUUGUGUCAAAGCAAUGAUUUUCAGUGUUGAAUUUCUGAAAACACAUAACCCUUUUGAAUAAAAAAAAUAAGGCUAAAGAA
Messenger RNA from Dermatophagoides farinae (American house dust mite), 2192 nucleotides. RefSeq names its product cytochrome P450 3A24. Lineage: Eukaryota; Metazoa; Arthropoda; Arachnida; Sarcoptiformes; Pyroglyphidae. Gene Ontology annotation, molecular function: steroid hydroxylase activity; iron ion binding; oxidoreductase activity, acting on paired donors, with incorporation or reduction of molecular oxygen. The record is from RefSeq and is a predicted model, not a curated record.